Messenger RNA from Zingiber officinale, 1377 nucleotides. RefSeq lists its product as uncharacterized. The coding region runs from base 1 to 1377 and encodes 458 amino acids. The record is from RefSeq and is a predicted model, not a curated record. NCBI's taxonomy places the organism in Eukaryota, Viridiplantae, Streptophyta, Magnoliopsida, Zingiberales, Zingiberaceae. The transcript has 6 exons. Gene Ontology annotation, molecular function: protein dimerization activity.
AUGGAAGAAUUUAUCAAAGUUAAAAAAGGUAGUUCUCAAGCCGCAAUUAAUCUAUUCAUGAAGAAGGACAUAAGAGAAGAAGCCUGCCAACAAAUUGCCAGGUUCUUUUACACAUCUGCCAUUCCCUUUAAUUGUGCUAAAAAUCCUGAAUUUACAAAGAUGUUUGAGAUAGUUGGAAAAUAUGGUUGUGGGUUUAAACCUCCAUCUUAUCAUGAGUUGAGGGAGACAUUCUUGAAAAAAGAAGUAGAUAGAACAAUGACUUUGCUUGAAGAGCAUCGAUUUGUGUGGAAAAAAAAAGGAUGUUCUAUUAUGUCUGAUGGAUGGACUGACAAGAAAAGACGAUCUAUAUGUAAUUUCUUAGUGAUUAGUGAGAAGGGGACGAUCUUUUUGCAAUCCACUGACACAUCUGAUAUCUCAAAGACAGCAGAUAAGGUUUUUGAAAUGUUAAAUGAAAUUGUGGAUAAAGUUGGUGAACAAAAUGUUGUGCAAUUGUUCACAUCUGAUUUUUGGAAGACUAGUCGAUUUUCAAAGAUACAGGAGGGAAAGUUUGUUCAAAAGACCAUUUUAGAUGGGAGGUUUUGGCGUAAUGUAGUUACAUGUCUGAAGGCAGCAAGUCCUCUCAUUAAAGCACUUCGAUUGGUAGACUCUAAAGAGCCUGCUAUGGGUUUUAUUUAUAAGGCAAUGGAAGCUGCAAAGGAGAAAAUAAAAGUCAACUUUGGCGGCGAGAAAAAACUUUAUGAACCGGUAUGGAAGAUUAUUGAUGAAAGAUGGAAAAAUCAACUUCAUCACCCAUUACAUGCUACAGAUGAUCGAGAUGUGAGAAGUGCGAUUCAUGCACAAUUAGAAUCCUUCAAGAAAGCAAAAGGGCUAUUUGGUCGUGAUGCAGCAAAGUUAACCAUAGGUAAAAAAUCUCCUGCAGAGUGGUGGGAUUCUUUUGGUGAUGAUUGUCCUGAAUUGCAGAAUUGGGCUAUACAUAUAUUGAGUUUGACUUGCAGCUCGUCUGGAUGCGAACGUAAUUGGAGUGCUUUUGAGAUGGUUCAUACAAAAAAGAGAAAUCGCUUGCAUCAGAAGAAAAUGAAUGACUUAGUAUUUGUUUACUAUAACUUGAAGAUGCGAGGGAAGAAGUCCAAGAAAGUUAGUCAAACUCCAACUACUUUUGAAGAGUUCCCCUCUGAUGAUGAAUGGAUAACUGAAGCACCUAAUAAUUUAGAGGACACGGAGAUUACCAGUGCUCAUGUAGGAGUUGAGAGUAACAUAGGUGAUAAAGAUGCUAUAGGAUGUGAUAAUGAGCUUGAUGGUACUGAUGAUUUUGAUGCUGAGGAUGAAGAUGAAGAUGGAGUUGAUGAUUUGGAUGUCACCAUGGAUGAUUUAUCUUAG